GUGCUCCACGCCUACUGACGUCACACCACGGCGCUGGAGGAAUUCCCUGGGCCCACCAGUAUCCCAGCAUCCACCGUGCCGAACUGCAGCAGACUGACAAAGAAAAAGAGAAAAAAACAACAGGGUGGGAUUUAAACAACAAUAUAUUUAAAAAAAAAAAAUUAACGUGGGGCGCUCACGAUGCAGGCGAGUCAUUGAGACUGAAGUGAGGAAGAGGAGAAACCUCAGAGUCCAGAGCGACGCGAGCGUGUGGAGCUGCACAGAGAGAGAGAGAGAGAGAGAGCGAGCCCGUGCCAAUGCAGCAGCACAGACGGCAGCCUGAGCUGGUGGAAGGAAGUCUUCCCGUCUUCGUGUUCCCCACGGAACUCCUCUUCUACGCUGACGACCAGGCCUCGCACAAGCAGGUGCUCACCCUCUACAACCCCUACGAGUUCGCCUUGAAAUUCAAAGUCCUGUGCACAGCUCCCAACAAGUAUGCGGUGGUGGAUUCCGCUGGCGCUGUGAAGCCACAAUGCUGCGUUGACAUUGUGAUCCGUCACCGGGACGUGCGCGCCUGUCACUACGGCGUGAUAGACAAGUUCCGGCUGCAGGUGUCGGAGCAGAGCCAGCGCAAGGCCCUGGGGCGGAAGGAGGUGAUCGCUACUCUGCUGCCCUCCACACAGGAGCCCCGGCAGCACAAACAGCAGCAGCAACAGCAGGAGGAGGAGAAGAGGAUCAAAGAGCACCUGGCAGAGAGCGUCUUCUUUGAGCAAGCGUCCUUCCAGCAAGAAAGCAGAGCAGCCUCUGCAGGGCCCAGCCUCCUCACCGUGUUCCUGGGCCUGGUGUGUGUGGCCGCACUCAUGCUGCCCACACUGGGUGAACUCGAGUCCAGAGUGCCUGUCUACCUCCAUUUAAGUGUUAACAAGAAACUGGUAGCUGCUUAUGUAUUAGGUCUCGUCACAAUGGUUGUUCUUCGGACAUGAAGUGCCCCGGGUUCUAGUAACCUUGUGAAUGGAUUUGGGAGGAGCGCACUGCAGACACGCGGAGUGGAAACUGACCGGGGAGUGGGGCGGGGCGGGGAAGUCAUUUCAUAAUAAAUCACGUGUUUAAACUGUUACAGCGACACAGAGAAGGGAAUGCAUCACGCGACGUUCUAGCAGGACGGGCUGAGAGCACAGUGCUUCUCCAAGCAGGGGGCUGUCCGGGGAGAGGGAGGGGGGUCCCGAUUCACAGACAACGCUGCAGGGUUUUCUAUAGAAAAACUGAAACAUUUUAUUAAAGUGUCAUUCA
Molecule: messenger RNA, 1269 nt
Organism: Acipenser ruthenus (sterlet)
Lineage: Eukaryota; Metazoa; Chordata; Actinopteri; Acipenseriformes; Acipenseridae
Product: motile sperm domain-containing protein 1
Exons: 6
Coding region: 297-962 (221 amino acids)
Cellular component (GO): cytoplasm
Source: RefSeq, a predicted model, not a curated record